Messenger RNA from Sparassis crispa, 1104 nucleotides. Its product is annotated as UDP-N-acetylglucosamine transporter YEA4. Gene Ontology annotation, molecular function: UDP-N-acetylglucosamine transmembrane transporter activity. Gene Ontology annotation, biological process: transmembrane transport. The transcript has 7 exons. Lineage: Eukaryota; Fungi; Basidiomycota; Agaricomycetes; Polyporales; Sparassidaceae. The record is from RefSeq and is a predicted model, not a curated record. Bases 1 to 1104 code for a protein of 367 amino acids. Gene Ontology annotation, cellular component: Golgi membrane; endoplasmic reticulum membrane.
AUGGCCGUGAAAAACAGAGGCAUAGGCCACCGCCAUGGCUCCCGGUUGAGUAGCACAAAUACUGGUGUGCAGAUGCCCACUCGCAGGCAGCCCAAGGCACCGCAAGAGGGUAAUGGCACAGUCUCAAAAGCUAUAGUGGGAUCCAUAAUAGAUCUUCCAUUUGUUUUAAGCCUAGUAUUUGGAGGCUGUUGCGCAAAUGUUUGGUCAUACGAGCAUCUGCUCAAGAUUGACGCACGGUUAGGAACUGCUCUCACAUUCUCUCAGAUGUGUUUUAUAACCUUGCAUUCAUUGCCAUCCUUCCUCACAUGGCCCGCCAACUCUCCCUUUCCGCAUCUCAAACCACGACGCGUUCCUCUACGUAAAUGGGUUGCACAAGUUCUCCUUCUCACGUCAAGUUCACUGCUUAAUAAUUGGGCAUUCGCAUACCAUGUUCCCCUCACUGUCCAGAUCGUCUUCCGCUCGGCCGGAUUAGCCAUCUCCAUGGUUUUUGGCUAUCUAUUCCUCAGGAAACGCUACUCUGUCCCUCAAAUUGCUGCCGUUGCUUUUGUAUCUGUCGGUGUCAUUACUGCUACCCUCUCGCGACCAUCUACCACUGCAAGUUCUGGCGGGUCAGCGUCAGGAUUUAGCAAAUAUUCACUGGGCGUAUGCAUGCUCGUCAUCUCGCUUUUCCUAACCGGCGCGCUCGGCCUACUGCAAGAAAAGACCUACAAACAGUAUGGCCCCUGCUGGCAGGAGGGCGUAUUCUACACACAUUCCCUCUCUCUACCUAUCUUCUUGUUCCUCAUCCCCGAUGUCAAGUAUGGGUAUCAGACGCUGUCGACUGCACCGGCCUCUCUAACACCUGCAUCCAUCCUCGCCUCCGCCACGCCUUACCUUGUCCUCAUGGCGAAUCUAUUCACACAGCUCGUCUGCGUGUCUGGUGUCAACCAGCUGACCUCACGGGUGACUUCCGUGACAACCAACCUUGCGCUCACCGCGCGCAAGGCUCUCAGCCUCUGCUUCAGCGUCUGGUGGUUCGGCAGCGGCUGGAAUGCGCAGCUCGGUGCAGGCGCCGGCAUGGUCUUCCUAGGAUCCCUGCUCUAUACCGUCGUGAGCACCAGCUGA